Messenger RNA from Notodromas monacha, 1744 nucleotides. Lineage: Eukaryota; Metazoa; Arthropoda; Ostracoda; Podocopida; Cyprididae. The record is from the annotation of a GenBank genome assembly.
CAUUAGAAGGAGCUGGAAAAUUUUUUAUCUGCGCAGUUUUUUCGCGGUCUUCGUAUUUUUUCCUACUCAUAUAAGCACUCGUUCGUCUACCAUCGCUGUUUCAUAUCUAAAAAAAAAAAGUGGAAGAAAAUCGCGAAUAUUUUCUCCAGUGAUAUAAAAAAAAGGAGGGAAUUUUUGUUGUGACCGUUGGAAGAAAAGAGUUGGGCCAGUAUGUCGAAACACACAGCGGCAGUCAUUUGCACUUUGGUGCUGACGGUUCUAGCUGUCACUUGCAUUCAAGAGUCGUCGACUUCGCAACCAACAGAACCCGGCUCGAACGCCCGGGUUUGCUGGGACGGGAGAGGAAAGUUCCAGAGCGCGGACAAGUACCCGGAUUGCCCCAUGAGCCGUGAAUUCUUGCCAGUUUGCGGCACCGACGGACUCUGCUACCCGAACGGAAAGGCUCUCAAGUGCACCAACAAACACCUCUCGAGUACCGGACAGACGACUGAAUACGGGAAAAACCUGCAGAAGCUAAGAAGUGUGAACCCGUUCGAAAUGGCUGCUGGUGAUCCGAUUCUACGCCGCAAUACUCCAGGGACACCUAACGCCGUAAGAUCUACAUCUUUUUGCGGCGAACAGCUGGGCAUGCACUUUCAAAGUGUAUGUGGUAUAAUUUUUUCUUCGCAGGAUUGGUGUCGGUGGCCUCACAAGGCGUACGAAGAUUUGGAAAGUACUCUUGCAGUUCAAGAGUUCAUUCAGCAGACAAUUAGGGAAGAUCCGUCUAAUAUUGAUCUUAUCCUCACCGCACCCGAGAACGUCGACGAAGGCGUUUGGAAAUAUGAGCACCUAAGGCAGUUUUGCAUGGAACUCAACGGCCUCACUGUAAGGCUUCAAGAUGACUGCACACCGCAAACCUGUAAUCAAAUGACUGCAACUGAGCAGUGGAUCUUUCUUUGUGCCGCUCACAAAACCCCAAAAGAAUGCCCCGCUAUCGAUUAUACACGCCAUACAUUGGAUGGCGCGGCGUGUUUACUUAACAGCAAUAAAUAUUUCCCGAGCCGCAUAAGCAUUAAGGAAUCAUCUGUUUCCAAGUUGGGAUCCGUGUGCAGAAGGGUAUACCGCAUCUUUUCUCACGCGUAUUUUCAUCAUAGAACCAUUUUCGAUGACUACGAGGCACAAACUCAUCUGUGCAAGAGAUUCACUCUGUAUGUUACUCGUUAUUGCCUGAUGUCGAAGGACAACCUGAUAGUUCCAAUUCUGGAGAAUGCUGCGUCGGAUUUAGGCGGUGAAUCCGCUGCUUGAUUUUCUUGGUGUUCAAGUUUGUGGAUGACUGUUGCCUCAUCGCUGUUUCAAGCUAGGCUCUUUCACAUUAAUAACAAGUUCUCUUAUUCGGGUUCUGCACCGAGUUCUUUAUUCUGCUUCUUCAUAAUGACCUGGAUUAAACUUCAAUUGCUAAUCCUUCGCGCAUUAUACGGAAAUUUUAUCGAAUAAGCAUGACGGGACUCUCUUUUUCCGUAUUUUAGACUUUUUUUUUCCUGCAUGCUUUUUAUUGAAGUUAUAGGCUGAAAACAAACCCAAUAAAACCAGCUUUUCCGUCCCUUAUUUUGAAACUGGAUUAACUAUUCUCAAAUGGAUGCUUAGCUUUUGGUUUUGCAGUAUUUUAGGAUUGUGUGGCUUCUCGAUGAACUCACGCUAACUUAAUCUUGUGGUCUUGUGAUGUUUGGAUGUCGAUCUCUUGAAUGAAAGAAAGCUGCCUUUUGAA